GAAAGCGGCCAGACAUGGAUACCGGAGAAAACGGUGGCGGCAGCGCAUGCGCCAGCAACGCCAACAGCAUGAAGAGGACGCUGAAGUGCGUGGUGGUCGGGGACGGCGCCGUCGGGAAGACCUGUUUGCUGAUGAGUUACGCCAACGACGCCUUCCCCGAGCAGUACGUCCCGACCGUAUUCGAUCAUUAUGCCGUAAGUGUGACCGUCGGAGGGAAACAGUAUCUUCUGGGACUCUACGACACAGCAGGCCAGGAAGACUACGAUCAGCUGAGGCCUCUGUCGUAUCCCAACACGGACGUGUUCCUGCUCUGUUUCUCCGUCGUGAAUCCUGCCUCCUAUCACAAUGUCCGGGAAGAAUGGGUCUCGGAACUCAGAUCCCGGAUGCCGCACAUACCCUAUUUACUCAUAGGAACACAGAUUGAUCUACGGGACGACCCUAAGACCUUGGCGCGGCUUCUUCAUAUGAAGGAAAAACCAAUAACUCAUGAACAAGGAAUGAAACUGGCAAAAAUGAUCGGAGCCCAAUGCUACCUGGAGUGUUCCUCCCUGACCCAGAAGGGUCUGAAGAACGUGUUUGACGAAGCGAUCCUCACCGUCUUCAACCCAAAGAAGAAGAAAAGCCGCUGCGUCAAAUGUCGCAAUUCUUGCACCGUUGUAUGAGAUCGGCCAACCGCGGAUGAGCGGCGCCCGGGGACGCACGCUGCAUGACGCCGCAGGGUUAUUCAUUCAUUUUGUACCUGGGUAGACGUGUAUUUUCCUAGAAAAUUAGUGUAAAUAAAGAAUUUUAGCAUUUACAGCGGAAAA
Spea bombifrons (plains spadefoot toad) is the source of this 806-nucleotide messenger RNA. RefSeq names its product ras homolog family member J (gene RHOJ). Lineage: Eukaryota; Metazoa; Chordata; Amphibia; Anura; Pelobatidae. Bases 15 to 662 code for a protein of 215 amino acids. Gene Ontology annotation, molecular function: GTPase activity; GTP binding. The transcript has 6 exons. The record is from RefSeq and is a predicted model, not a curated record. Gene Ontology annotation, biological process: small GTPase-mediated signal transduction.